CCCUCACGACAAAGAGAGAAACGCGUGGAGCAGAGAGCCAGACCCGGAGAGACUGAGCUGAAUAAUCCGCUGGAAAGAGAGAGGAUUGGAGGCAAAGGAAGAGAGGAGGCAGGCACGGGGCUGUGCUUUGGUCCAUCAAUCCACGAGGAGCGAUGGUUGAUCCGUGGAGUUUCACGGAGAAGUUCAGCUGUUUUUUGUUUGCAGCAUUUGUCCUGACUUUAAGACAGCGGCGCUCUACUAAUGAUUCUUCUUCUGGAAGCACUUUGCACUAAAGCGUUGCCAAGUCACCAGGUUAGAAGGAGGAGCAGGAAGAGGUGACGCAGUGACUCCCACUAACCAUGAACAAUGGCACCAACAUCAAAGUUCUAUCCCAGAGCCAGAGUGAUGCAGCCGUCAGUUCGGGUCUGCCUUUACGUCAAACUAUGAUGCAUCUGCCAAAGAUGGAUUCCAAGCAGUACAGCGGCCUCCCCAUUCCCGCAGUGCAGCAUCAGCUCACUGCCAGACAACAACCUGCCUAUUUUUCAUCAUCCGCUUCCUCAGGUCCUGCAGACGUGGUGAGAGGUAAAGCUUUAAAAGCAAACCUACUGCGACAAAAGACUGGCAUGUGUUCUAAUAGAGGCCCAGCUGCUACAGAGCGAACCAAUGGGACGUGUUCGGCAUACAGCAGCCCUCAGAUACCAAAGAGGGACGUUCCUCGUUCCAAAGACACGUUGGACCUCCAAAGCAGUGCCCUGACACAUAAGGCUCUGAGAGACCUACAGUUAAGGAGAAACACCAACAAGAACUGGACCUUUGGAAAAAGCCGUCUAAGGAGUCUGGACAAUGCACGAGAGGGGGAAACUUUUCCAAAGCUCUCAGCUGAUUUUCACUCAGGCCAAGAAAGAGGGCGCAUUCUUUAUGCAAAAGGAACAAAUGGGAAUGAAAAACCACGUCCUUCUUCUGCUCGACUGGAGCACUUCCAUAGAGAAGUGAGGAACAUCUCAAACAAGGACAUGGGGGGCUUUGUGGGGGAUUCGCUUGGCAACAAAUCAAGGGAUUCUUACCAGAAGUUUAACAUGAAACGAAGAGGGAGUGAGCCAGGAAAGAUCAACACGGCUGCUGUUGCUCCUUUUACGUUCAGGUUUCAGGUCGGUGAAGAUGCAGAUGCUACCCUGGAUGAUCUGAGCGACUGUUCCUCUGAUUCCAUGGAGGUCUGCUGUGAUGAUUUAGAUCCAGAUUCCCAGAGGAAGCGGACCGUGCAGAAUGUUCUGGACCUCCGCCAGAAUCUUGAAGACACAAUGUCGAGUCUGCGGGGCUCCCAGCUGACCCACAGCUGUCUGGACAGCAGCAACCCGGGUUACGACAGUGAUGAGACCAAUGCUCGCAGCAUUUCCAGCAUGUCUAACCGCUCUUCACCUCUGUCCUGGCGCCACGGUCAGUCCAGUCCUCGCCUUCAGGCUGGCGAUGCCCCUUCCUCCACGGUUGGCGGAUACCACGGCAGUAAGAGCUCCUCCCAAUACACGGCUCAUACCAUGCCUGCUCGCUGCUCCAGCCGUCUCAGUAGCACAUCUCGCAUCGAGCUCAUUGAAGGCCUUGACGACGAUCCUGACCUUAAGUCUGGUUACCUGAGUGAUACGGACCUUCAAGGCAAGAGCCUGCCAGAUGAUGACGAUGAUAACUUGGCUAACGGCUGGGAUGAAAGUAGCUCCAUCAGCAGCGGACUCAGUGAUGGUGACGGUGAUGGUUCAGAGAAUCUCAGCUCAGAGGAAUUUAAUGCCAGCUCAUCUCUGAACUCCCUGCCCAGCACACCUUUGGGAUCGAGACGGAGCUCUUCUGUUAUGCUCCGCACCGAUGCAGAGAAGCGAUCCCUGGUGGAAAGCGGCCUCUCUUGGUACAGCGAGGACGGCAAAGCCAGCCACAAGCUGGACAGCUGCAGCUUCAACUCAGGAAGCCUCAAAACAGAAGCGCCGAGCAAGUGGAGAAAGAAGCCGCCGAGCCUCAGCGAAGACUUUGGCCUUAAAGGGGAUCUGAAGAAGCCUCAGAACUUGGGUCAACCGGGAAGCUUCAAGAAGGGCAGAAAUCCUCCGGUGGGCGUGACCUCCCCCAUCACACACACGUCUCAGAGUAUGCUCAAAGUGGCAGCACCUAAAAGUGAGAAACCUCUGGACAAAUCCAAAAUUUCCAUCAAAACCGCUGGCCUGCAACGGUCCCGUUCGGACGCCGGUAGAGAUAUCCACGGGGAGCACCGCAAGCCCCCGUCAGGUUUGGUCAAACCAUCCGCCGGAGGCUCCUUUGGCUACAGGAAACCGUCAGCAGCCACCGGCACCGCAACAGUUAUGACAGCAGGGGGCUCCCACAUCCCCGGGGGCUCUGCCACCGUGGGGAAAACUCCCAAGUCGUCCGGCAUCCCUGUCAAGCCCGUCGGCGGAGGAACCAGCUUGAGCAGAAAGAACAGUUUCGAUGCCAGCAGCGAGCACGGCUUCCUGGGGCCAAACGCCCGAAACAGCAUCCAGUACCGCAGCCUUCCUCGGCCAGCCAAGUCGAGCACUCUGAGUGUGAUUGGACGGCCAGCAGCUCGCCCUGUCAGCGGUACCAUUGACCCCACUCUGUUGAGUUUGAAGCCUGUGCCCAUGGCCUCCACAGGGCCCAGGAUGAAGGAGCCAAGCGGCUGCGGUGGUAAACUGAUGAGCAGAACGAGCACGGGCCCGGUGAACCAGACAGACAGGGAGAAGGAGAAGGAACGGGCCAAGGCUAAGGCUGUCGGUGCCGAGCUGGACUGCGGCUCUCUGAAGGGAGAGGACGGCCAGUCCGAGUGUGCGGGAGAGUCUUCGGUGAAACUGCACGGUCUGAGACGGACAAGCAGCAGCAGAUACCACGAACUGUCCUCGCCCACAACACCCAGGAUGCUGAACACUAAGUCUCUGGGUCGUCCGCCCAGCUUGGCUCACCUGGACAAGAUGAAUUCGAACAGUCUCGACUCGUGCGUGACCAUCCAGGACCUUCCGCCUAAAAUACCACCGUACUCUAAGCUUCAGGACUUGGCUGCUUCCCACACAUCCACCCGUCUCACUCCGAGCCCGGCGCCCGUCCUCCACAUCGAUUCUCCCUCUUACACCAGCGAAAGCCUGAGCUUGAGCGGAUCCCCCAUGCUUUACCCCAAACUGUCUGGCAUGCACCGCAGCUUGGAGUCUUUGCCCCUCCAGAUGAGUGUGCCCUCCAGUGUGAGGCUGGUGCCGCCAGAUACCAGCGACAAGGAAGAGAGGGGAGCAGCGACCUGGAGGGGAGGGAGUAGGACAUCGCUCAACCUCUCCGAAAGCUUGCAGACGGACCGGAACACUUUGCCGAAGAAAGGCUUAGAGCGCUACGGCUCGAGCCUCUCAGACAGCGAUGGAAGCAAGCCGGGAAGGCGUCACUCUCACACCAUAGUGAGCAUGACGGAGAGCAGCACCCCCCCUCAGCUGCCUUCCCCCACCCGCCUUCUCCACCCUUCCUCCAGCAAAGCGACUCUGACGAACAUCGUUGCCCCAAUUUCCUGCGGCAGCCCCAGGAUAUCACGCUCCAACAGCACAGGCCCCCCCGGCGAAUCCGCCUGCGAUCUGUACGGAUCCUCCCCCCUGGGCAGCAGCAUGUCUCUGGCCGACCGGCCAAAAAGCAUGCUGCGGUCCGGGUCCUUCCGCGAACCCGGGGAGGACGUGCAUGGUUCUGUGCUCUCUUUGGCGUCCAAUGCUUCAUCUAACUAUUCUGCGAAUGAGGAAAGAAUACAAGGCGAGCAAAUCCGCAAGUUGAGACGAGAGCUGGAGUCGUCCCAGGAAAAGGUGGCUGACCUGACUAUGCAGCUUUCUGCCAAUCAGCUAGGCCAGGCCAAUCUGGUUGCAGCGUUUGAGCAGAGUCUGGCCCUGAUGACGGCCCGCCUGCAGACUCUGUCGGUCUCCUCCGAACAAAAGGACUCCGAGCUCACCGAACUGAAGCAGACCAUUGAGGUCCUAAAAGCCAAAAACACAGAAGCCCAAGAGAUCAUCCAGACGGCUCUCAGUAACCCAGAAAUCACACCUAAAGAGCUGCUGAUAAAUCGACAGAACUCAUCAGAGAGCAUCUCCAGUCUCACGAGCACCACGAGUCACUCCAGCAUGGGAAGCCUCAAGGAGCAGGAGGCCAAGAAGAAGAAAAAGAAGAGCUGGGUCUUUGAGCUGCGUAGCUCCUUCAACAAAGCUUUCAGUAAGAAAGGCACAAAGUCGGGGCCGUAUGCCGACAUCGAAGAGAUCGCCACUCCGGAGUCCUCUGCACCUUCUUCCCCGAAGGUCCACAUUGUUGGAGAUAACCCUCAGCAGCCGUUAAAAUCCUCCGCCUCUGCUUCGUCGGCGGGACUUUCUGAUGGAGAUGACGUGGGAGAUGAUAAAGUCGUGACGGAACUGCGCUCAGAGCUGUGGGAGAAGGAGCGAAAGCUGACCGACAUCAGGCUGGAGGCCUUAAGCUCUGCACAUCAGCUGGAGCAGCUGCAGGAGGCCAUGACCAACAUGCAGAGGACAGUGGAGAACCUGAAGACUGAGAACGAUAAGCUGAAGACAGGUAGUCUGUCUCCCUGUCCGUCUCCUGGACCCUCCAGCUCUGUGUCUCAGUCCUCAGGUCUCACAGCCCUGGGGAGUUCAUCCCCACGUCAGUCAGUAGCCUUGAACAUGCCCAAAAGCUACAGCAGAGGGCUGAGCGAGGCGAGCAGCGCAGUAGAUGUCCACCCUGCUGAUUCCCUCAGCCUUCCCUCACAGAGAGACGAUCAUCGUGUGAAAGUGGUAGUUUGUGUUGCAGAUUUACGGGUUUUUAAAGACGAGGCUAAACCGCAGGAUUUCUUCAUCGGUACUGUCAGGGUGAAUGGGAGGAUGGACUGGGUCAUGUUGGAUUCUGCUGUCAGCCAGGCUUUUAAAGUCUAUAUAGCGAAGGUGGACCCCACCUCUAGCCUUGGUCUUUCUACCGACUCGAUCUACAGUUACAGCAUGGGCCACAUUAAAAGGGUGCUAGGAGGCGAAGCCCCAGAGACACAGCCAUCCCGUUGCAUGUCGCGAGGCCCCGGCGGCAUCACAGUGGCGCUAAAAGGUUUGAAAGAGAAGUGUGUGGACAGCCUUGUGUUCGAGACCCUCAUCCCCAAACCCAUGAUGCAACAUUACAUAAGCCUCCUGCUCAAACACCGCCGUCUCAUCCUGUCCGGACCGAGCGGGACGGGCAAGACGUACCUUGCGUCCCGGUUGGCCGAGUACCUGGUGGACCGCAGCGCCCGCGAAAUCACGGACGGCAUCGUGGUCACUUUUAACAUGCACCGGCAGUCGUGCAAGGAUCUGCAGCUUUAUCUUUCUAACCUGGCCAAUCAAAUCGAUCGGGAAAGCAGUUCAUCAGAGGUCCCGCUGGUGGUUAUUUUAGAUGACGUUCACAAUCCAGUUUCCAUCAGUGAACUUGUUAAUGGUGCUCUUACCUGCAAAUACCACAAAUGUCCUUAUAUUAUUGGAACAAGCAAUCAGCCGGUGAAGAUGACGGCCAACCACAGCCUGCAUCUAAGCUUCAGGAUGGUGACCUUCUCCAACAACGUGGAACCAGCUAAUGGCUUCCUCACACGAUAUUUGCACCGGAAGCUGUUGGAGUCCGAAGAUGAAAGGAGUUUAACCAACGAAGACCUGAUCAGGGUUUUAGACUGGGUUCCCAAACUGUGGUAUCAUUUGCACACCUUCCUCGAGAAGCACAGCACGUCCGACUUUCUCAUUGGCCCUUGCUUUUUCCUGUCAUGCCCAGUUUCAGUUGAUGAGUUUCGGUCUUGGUUCAUUGAUCUGUGGAACCACUCUAUUAUUCCGUAUCUGCAAGAAGGAGCAAAAGAUGGCAUCAAGGUCCACGGGCAGAAGGCAGUAUGGGAGGACCCGGUGGAGUGGGUGAGAGGUACCCUGCCAUGGCCGUCCGCGCAGCAGGACCAGGCCAAGCUCUUCCAUCUACCUCCUCCAAGUAUCAGCUCCAGCAGCCCAUGUCAGUCCAGUGAGGAGCGUCCUCACAAAGAAACUCCACCCAGCUCUAUGGAAUCGGAUCCUCUGAUGGCAAUGCUUCUGAAACUUCAAGAGGCCGCCAAUUACAUCGAAUCUCCAGACAAGGAAGAUCUGCCUAAACUUUGAACCGAGGAACCCGCUCUUGGCGACCCAGCACUAAAGAUUUUAUUUAACUGUAUGUGUUUCACUGUGUCGGAGCAGUGCAGAAUCAGGAAGAAGUCAACCUCAAAACAUGAAAGGGUUCCGUUUAGCGACCGUUGCCACAAUGUGAGGAUGAAGCUUUUACAGUUUAGAUUCAGAUUAUUAAGUCACAAAAAGCAUGGACACUAAAGCUCUAUUAGAUAGAAGGUUAUGUUCAGUAACAAGAUUAUAUACAACAAUUUCCCACCGCAUCAGCGCUCAGUACUAUUAGAUUGGUGCUAACUGUUUACACCGACCAUCCUGUUUUCUCCCUAAGUGCAACCUGGGAUGCUGAGUCCUCAUCAAACGACUCUAAUCUCGCCGACGAUUACCUUGCUUUGAAAAAGAGUAUGACAGCAUGACAGACACUACUGUUCGACGCAGACGUUUUUACUACAUAUCUACUGUGUUAAGAAAGCCUCUGAGGGCUCAUUCUUGAUACAUAUGCAAUCCUGAACUUUACAACUCAAGCAGGUGAAAAAAAGAAAAUGCCUUAACAGCAGAGAUGUUCGUUUAACCUCAACCUAAGCAGAGUUCCUCUGGUGCUUUCCUCAAUAUUAUCACAGCUAUCACAGUCAGGAACUGUUUAUUUCCCCAGAUCUCUGUAUUUUAGCAUUUCAGUUCAUCCUUAUUGCUUUGUAACAGAACAAUUCAACUUUCAGUCUUUUUCGGUUUUAUAGGAACUAUUGCUGUCAUACUCUUUUGUUUAAAAAAAAAAAAAAAAAAAACUGAGCUUGAAUAUCAACGAUGUGAUUUAAUUGCUCUGUGGCUUUGCACGCCACUUUUACGACGCACUUAUCAUAGUUUUAUUCCAUAGAAGGCUGCCAUAAAUAUCAGGUAUGAGAUACUUACUACACAGGGAUAAUAUAAGAUGAGAAACGCCGUUUGAUGACAUCAGACGCGUGAAUGCUUACUGAAUCCAAUUCAGAUUGUAUCUUAGAAAGAGCACAUUUGUUUCAAAUGUUUCCCAUGAGAUAUAUAUAUAUAUAUAUAUAUAUAUAUAUAUAUAUAUAUAUAUAUAUAUAUAUAUAUAUAUAUAUAUAUAUAUAUAUAUAUAGCUCUGUACAUACAAACAGGCUGUGUUGCAGUUAAUCUGCAUUAGUUGGUGCAAAAAAAAAAAGAGUUAUACUGAACCAAAUAUUUUAUUUUAACCUUGCAUAUUGACUGUCAAGUUAGGAGUUUUAAGUUCAGCUAUGAAUGUUUAUCAAACACUUAAGUGUACAAUGGUAUCACGUAGUAGGUGCUUUUAAAAAGAGCCUUAUUUAAGAGCGACUGCAAAACACGUUUUAACGAUGGCUGACCCUGGAGCUGCGCGUGGGGAGUUCCUCCGCCGCAGUUCUUACACUUAACAAACUGAAACAGCCUCUCACCAGUCAUGCAUAUUAGUAUUGGUUAGCUCCUUAAACCUUGGCCCCAAACUGUUUUAGGGAUUGCAUUGCAGUGUAGGUUAGCAAAAGGUUUAGCGUCGUUCCUUUCACACCGGGCGUACGACCUACAUGUGAAACAGUGUUGAAGACGUUCUGAAGUCACGUGAGACAUUGUGUCGUGUUCUCCCUCAUAAAUGUCGUGCCGUAUUCUUUUGAGAAUAUUCUGGGCACGCGACACGGGGAAAAACAAAAAAAAAAAAGACAGUGUUAUACGAACACAGAUUAUUAGGUGCUCAAUGUUGAUUUGUGUAAAGAGGUCCUAUUAAAGUACAUGAAAUGUAGGGUAUAUGGUUGUGCAAUAUCCAUCAUCCCAAAGUGGCCAAUGUUUUAGCUGAUUGAAUGUGGUACCGCUUCAGUGACAGCGCCAUACGGAAGUGUAAACGUUCAGAUUGUGUUCCUGCUGCUCUGACCGGCACAAAACGAUGGAUUAGGGGGAUGAAUAACGUCAAUCAGCGGUGUUGCUGUAAAUAUUCCAGGUAUCAAACAGUGAUAGUGGCCGGCGGCCACAGUCCGGUCCGUUUCUACAGGUUGAUUAAAGCCAUCGGGUCCAGCUUUUCAUCUCAUUUUCUGGUUGUUGUGCCUGUUGCUACGUAUAAGCUGUGAUUUGUGUUUGCUUACUGGUGUUUCAGGACUAUGCAGCAACUUCUACUGGUGUCGACAAUUGGCAGAGGUCUUAACUUCGCAUGCAGCUGCUUUGUGUUCUCAUCUGGUCUUUUCUAAGUUCCUGAUUUGGAUGAAAAUGCAUCACAAGAAGAAGAACAACAACAAAAAAAAAGGAAUAGAAGCUUGUUUCAUCCAGUCGGACAUAGCCUUAAAGGAGUUAGGAUUUAAAGACAGGGUUUCAAUUAUAGGUAUGAAAUGUAAGAUGUUUGAUACAUUUUGUGUUUAUGAAUGGCAAAGAGAUGAAAUGUAACUUGCGCUCUAAAUUGUCACCAGGCAAUUUAAGAUCAAAUCAUGAGCCUAAAUCAGCUCUAAAUCUGAUUUCUUAGGCCAAUACAGGUUGCUGAAUAGUCAUAUUUUUGCAAAGCUUGUUAAGCUAGUAAGAUUUAAACAAAAGUUUUGCUGUUUGUAAUGUCACGGACGUGCAUAUGUUAAGGGUUCAUAGGUGUUGUAAAUGCAUGUAAACUUGCUAUGUGAUGAGACAAAAAAUGUUCACCUUACCAUUUACUUUAGGGGGGAAAAAAAUCUAGACAUUUACUUUUUUUUUAAAUACUCAAAUAUUUGAUAUUUCUGGGUUGUCUUUUUUUUUUAAUAAUAAUCCUUUGUAAAACUUGAUUUAUCUACUUUGUACAGGACGUCAAUGUAAAGACUGUAAAUACAGUUGGUCAACAUUCUGGAUGCAGCAACAAUUGUUGAGGAGGAGGGAAAACAAGACAGUAUCCUAUAGAAAUCUAUAUAUUUCACCAGAGUUGGGUCCAGCAGAAGGGUGAACGGUGCUCCUGAACUAGGCUUUCAUCCACUCAUCACUGUUUGUUGGCAUUUAAUAAACUACAUGUCAUAUUUA
Fundulus heteroclitus (mummichog) is the source of this 9104-nucleotide messenger RNA. It is a transcript of the gene nav1b, whose product is annotated as neuron navigator 1b. Gene Ontology annotation, molecular function: ATP binding; ATP hydrolysis activity. Bases 339 to 6119 code for a protein of 1926 amino acids. Gene Ontology annotation, biological process: neurogenesis; microtubule bundle formation; nervous system development. The record is from RefSeq and is a predicted model, not a curated record. The transcript has 33 exons. Lineage: Eukaryota; Metazoa; Chordata; Actinopteri; Cyprinodontiformes; Fundulidae. Gene Ontology annotation, cellular component: microtubule cytoskeleton; axon initial segment.